Molecule: messenger RNA, 1450 nt
Organism: Motacilla alba alba
Lineage: Eukaryota; Metazoa; Chordata; Aves; Passeriformes; Motacillidae
Gene: ARHGDIB
Product: Rho GDP dissociation inhibitor beta
Exons: 6
Coding region: 376-978 (200 amino acids)
Biological process (GO): Rho protein signal transduction
Cellular component (GO): membrane; cytoplasm; cytosol
Molecular function (GO): Rho GDP-dissociation inhibitor activity; protein binding
Source: RefSeq, a predicted model, not a curated record
CGGGCACAGCAGCCCGAAGCCGCGCACGGCGAGCACUCCGCGUCCCCGGCCGGGCUCGGCUUCGCAGACAAAGCCCCGCGCACCUCUGCGCAAAAAGAGCGCGGCGCGGCGCCGGGCGGGCGCAGACAAAGCGGGGCAGGCGGCGGAGCGCCGCAGCAUGCGGGGCCGCGCAGGGCUUCCUCUGCGGGUGGGCUGCUGCCGCGGCUCUUUUUUUUUUUUUUUUUUUUUUUUUUCGCUGCGUGUGAGUGUUAUUUUUUUUUUUUUUCUCCUCUCUUCACCAACUUCCUUCCUGCUCCAACUGCCAAAGCUCGAGGCUGAGCGCUGACAGCAGAGGAGGACCCCGGCCGCAGGCGCCGCUCCGCCGACCGAGUGACCAUGACUGAGAAGACACAAGAGCCUCAUGUGGAGGAUGAUGAUGAUGAGCUGGAUGGGAAACUCAAUUACAAACCUCCUCCCCAGAAAACACUGCAGGAGCUGCAAGAGUUGGACAAGGAUGAUGAAAGCCUCGCCAAGUACAAGAAGUCCCUGCUGGGAGAUGGACCUGUGGUAGUAGACCCAACAGCUCCCAAUGUGGUGGUCACCCGACUCACUCUGGUGUGUGACUCUGCUCCAGGACCCAUCACUAUGGACCUUACAGGUGACCUCGAAGCACUCAAGAAAGAGACCUUCGUAUUAAAGGAAGGGGUGGAAUACAGAGUUAAGAUCCAUUUCAGAGUAAACAGGGACAUUGUGUCGGGACUGAAAUACGUGCAGCACACCUAUCGGACAGGGGUGAAGGUGGACAAAGCCACGUUCAUGGUUGGCAGCUAUGGGCCACGGCCAGAGGAGUACGAGUUCCUGACGCCUAUUGAAGAGGCUCCCAAGGGUAUGCUGGCUCGAGGCACCUACCACAACAAAUCCUUCUUCACAGAUGAUGACAAGCACGACCAUCUCACCUGGGAGUGGAACCUGUCCAUCAAGAAGGAAUGGACAGAAUGAGUUCACCCAGUUUGCCUUCCCCCUUCCUAUCCCCUUGCCUCCUGCACCAGUCUCCAGGCCUUUGCUGCUUCUUCUCAUACACUGAAAACAACCCAACCACCACCCCAUCAUGACACCAUAAUGGGUUAAAUUGGGAAGCAUCUCCCUCCCUCUCCCCCAGUACUUCCUCCUGCUGUCCCCGUCUCUCCCAUACCAACUCCAGUCCUGGAAGUGCCUUUUCGAGGAAACAAGAUCACCUGGCAGGGGUGGACUGGUCCCUGGAAAAUCCCUAUCUUGAGUUACACUUGCCAUGUGCUCUGACUCAUUGUAAAGGGUUACUUACCUCCCACGAUGGUCUCCUGGUCUGUAUCUGGUGCCCUACCCUGUUAAAAUCCAUCCUUGUGCAGGCAAAGCCAGGCAGGGGGAAUGCAGCUAGAUGCCGACACAAGACUUCAGUGUCUGAGAAUAAAACCAGUUUCUUUCUUCUUUUCUG